Molecule: messenger RNA, 976 nt
Organism: Ipomoea triloba (trilobed morning glory)
Lineage: Eukaryota; Viridiplantae; Streptophyta; Magnoliopsida; Solanales; Convolvulaceae
Exons: 3
Coding region: 99-641 (180 amino acids)
Source: RefSeq, a predicted model, not a curated record
ACUGAAGAUAAUUCCCGCGGUUGCGCAUCCCAGUUUUCUCCCGCCAUCGCCGUUUGUAACUUAGAAUCAGAAAGGGGGUGAAAUUUCAACAUCUAUUGAUGAUAACAAUGGCUUCUCUAUUAUUCUCAACGCCUUCAGUUAGUCUCUGGGAGUAUAAAUCUUUUCGGGUUUUGACAAAAAAUUCUGCUAGCAGUACAGUAAGAAUCGGAGGAUUAUCGUUUGCUCCGACCUUGAAUUCUCGGAUCGCAUGCGCUCGGAGAAAUGUACGUCGAUGGUCCUCGCUUUCCGGCGCGGAGAGCAGUGAGGAAGAAGAUUCAGAUGAUUCAAUUGAAGACCUUAGGGUUCCAAUCCGUUGGUUGGAACCUUCUAAAGCCUUAGAGGAGUCGGAAUGGCUGAGAGUUGCUCUCAAGAAGUGGUUGGAUGAUGAAUACUGUCCUGAGGAUACCAAUGUGGAAAUUAGCAAGGUUGCUUCAAGUUCAUUUUAUAGAUCAUUAAUGGAGAAACAGCUUGACAUUGGUGAGAUAUUGUUAACUAUGGCUAGAGAUUUGGAAUCUAUAUGCUAUCAAGAAAGCUUUCACGGAGCAUUUUCAUCAGCAAAUGCAGCAGUAAAUCUCAUACUCCAACGAGUGGAGCAGGAGUAGUUGCUUUAUUGCAAUUUAAGGAUCAAGAGGUUUUGUUUGGAGAGAUUGGUUUGGCAUGGAUUUGACCUGCUUUAAGGGGAUUCUUUUCAGGAUUGGUUGAGGAUCCUGGUGAUCUUAAGGAUGUAAUUAGCAAUGAAUAUUUGUAGUGAUUUUUCUGUAAAAUGUUUGAAGUAUCUGAUAUGUGUUUCAUGUAUUGAAUAAAAGAUGUCAUAACCAGUUGAACUCAUCAAUGCUCUUUUUAGGUGUCAGCACAUGUUUGGAUGCAACAAUGCAUACUUUGAUGUUAACAGUUAAAACCAUCAUUUUAUGUCAAUUGUGAAUAUUAUUUUAGAUUA